AUGGCGGAACAUAAAAAAAUAAUAAUUUUUGUAAGGUACCUGACGUACACAGAAUGGACGACUCUUUACGGAGGAAAAAAGUCGGGUGAGAAUUCCGAGACCAGUGAAGAUUCAACCUUCCGAAGAUUGCCUUUCAAUCAUUGUUGUGUCAGCUUACAACCAUUUGAACACCCUUAUUGCGACCCCGAAGGCAAUGUUUUUGAAUUAGAACCGAUAUUAACCUAUGUAAAACAUUUUAAACAUAAUCCUGUAACAGGAAAGCCGUUUGAUGUUAAAAAACUUAUCAAGUUGAAUUUUGCUAAAAAUUCUGCUGGAGAGUAUCACUGCCCUGUACUUUUCAAAGUUUUUUCAAAGUUCUCGCAUAUUGUCGCGGUAAAAACAACUGGAAAUGUUUUCUCUUGGGAAGCUGUUGAGCAGUUGAAUAUUAAAACAAGAAAUUGGAAGGAUUUAAUUAAUGACCAGCCAUUUACUCGCGCUGAUCUUAUUACUAUCCAAAAUCCUACCGAUGCUAGUAAAUUUAAUUUAUCUAGAUUUCAUCAUAUUAAAAAUAAUUUGAGGGUUGAAGAUGAAGAAACUAUUAGAGAACGUAAUGAUCCAAAUGCUAAACUUAAGACAGUCUCAGCAGAGACAAGUGAUAUAUUGGCAGAGCUUGAGAGGGAUUAUAAACCUCCUGAGCAAAAAGAAAAAACUGUAAAAGCCACAGCUGAUAAAUUUAAUGCGGCUCAUUACUCAACUGGUGCAGUAGCAGCAGGUUUUACUUCAACAGUUAUGCCAAGAGAAACAGUUCAUCAAGCAGCAAUUAUAGCUGAUGACUUAGUUAGAUACGAGAGAGUUAAAAAGAAAGGAUAUGUGAGAUUAGUUACGAAUUUUGGCACGCUUAAUCUUGAACUUCAUUGCGAUAUAGUACCAAAAACCUGUGAAAAUUUUCUUAAACAUUGUCAAACUGGUGGAGAUCCUACUAACACUGGUAAUGGCGGAAAAUCUAUUUGGGAUGCACCUUUUCCCGAUGAAUUUAAACCAAAUUUAACUCACCAGGGAAGAGGUAUUCUUUCUAUGGCAAAUUCCGGACCAGAUACGAAUGGAUCACAAUUUUUUAUAACCUUCCGGUCGUGUCGACAUUUAGAUCGCAAGCAUACAGUUUUUGGGAAAAUUGUUGGUGGCUUGGAUACUUUAAAUGCUAUGGAAAAAAUAGAAGUUGAUAAUAAAGAUCGACCUAUUGAAGAUAUUAUAAUUCUUCGCGCAAACGUUUUUGUGGAUCCUUUUCAAGAAGCUGAUGAACAAUUAGCAGCUGAAAGAGCAGCUGAGUUAGAAAAAGCUGCUCAAGAAGCUAAAAAUAAAUUAGCGAUUAACAAAAAUAAAGAACAAAAAAAUGUUUUAAAGGCUUAUCAUUCUGGUGUUGGAAAAUUUAUAAAUAUUGCUAAAGAAACAGAAGUUGUGGAGUCAAAUGCUCCAGUUAAGAAGAAAAAAAAAUUGACAUCUUCUGCCGGAAAUUUUUCAUCGUGGUAA
Messenger RNA from Cotesia congregata, 1506 nucleotides. NCBI's taxonomy places the organism in Eukaryota, Metazoa, Arthropoda, Insecta, Hymenoptera, Braconidae. The record is from the annotation of a GenBank genome assembly.